AGACAUGGGCGCAAGGUUAAAGGCUGAAUCUGCUGAUAAAAUAAAAGAAGCAAAACGUUUAAAAGAAAUUGCCAUUAGGUUAGCAAAGCAAAGACAUAUUGAAGUAUAUGGCAAAAAUUACAA
Messenger RNA from Funneliformis mosseae, 123 nucleotides. Lineage: Eukaryota; Fungi; Glomeromycota; Glomeromycetes; Glomerales; Glomeraceae. The record is from the annotation of a GenBank genome assembly.